This is a messenger RNA of Schizophyllum commune H4-8, 919 nucleotides long. RefSeq lists its product as uncharacterized. Lineage: Eukaryota; Fungi; Basidiomycota; Agaricomycetes; Agaricales; Schizophyllaceae. The record is from RefSeq and is a predicted model, not a curated record. The coding region runs from base 80 to 595 and encodes 171 amino acids. The transcript is spliced from 7 exons.
GAAGGGGGACUGAUGCCACAAUAAUCGACCGCCUGGAACUGCCGAAGGCGUGCGCGCUCCGUCUCGAACGAGCGACGCGAUGAGGGUCAUCUACCCUCCGUCUGCACCACGAAAUGUCGUCCGUUUCCGAGACGCUCGAGGCACGCGCGAGUUCCCUCCGAGAAGGUUGAUGAUGGAGGGGGGCUCUCUGCGACGAGAAAGGGAGAAGGGGGGAUAUUCAUGCGCUCCUAUGGAUUUCCUCGGUGACCCCCGUCGUUGGAUGUGUGCCCGCGCCCCCUCGUGCAAGAUUGACGACGGGGGAAGGGUAUUUCCCCGUUUUUUGGCGAAGGAGGAAGGUGGGGAUGCCCUUACUCGUCGAGAGGGGGGGGAUCCUAGGCCGAGCCGCCGGAGGCGCGCGUGCGCUUCCUCGGUGAACGAUGCGACGGGGAGGGGUCUCCCCCACCCCUUUUUGGGGAAAGGGACUGGUGCAGGCGCUUCCCACGACGGGAGGGGGGAGGGCGAAAUGUCGCCGCUAGAGGUACGCACUCGCACCCUUGGGCGAGGUGCGCGAUGGGGGAGGGAUUUCCCCACAUUUCCGAGGGAUUGGCCGUGGUAGGGGGCGACCUGCACACGCGAGAGGGGUGGCCAUAUUGGUCGAACCGCCGGAGGCAUGCGCGCGCUUCCUCGGAUGAGCUACGCGACGAGGGAGAUGUUCCCCCACCUUUUUGGGGCGGAAAGGCGUGGAUUGGGGGAGCCCUCACUCGGGAGAGGGGACGAAAUCGCUGGUAAUUCGUGCCCCUACCUUGUUCCCCCCUUCCAUAACCCCCUUUUUGGCGUGCUGAAAUCCUGUCUGACCGUUUACUUUGAAGGGGGCGCGCCGCUGGUGGCGCAUGCGGGCACUCUCGGCGAGUCAUGCGGCGAGGGUGCGGUGCCCUUUUCC